GACACAGGCCAAAUGUUUUCAAUAUCACGAUAAUGAGCCUUUGACACGAAAUGACGAAUUCUAAGUGUUAUCAACAGAAGCUAUGUGUGACCCUACCCUUAUGAUAGUGAAAUCGUCAGGAAUAAGAUACGGUACCAAAAGGUGAGGCCUUAAGUUCGUGCCUUACUCUUCUUUCAAACCUGUCCAUGUCUCUGUCCUUAGUGCCAAUAUUUUCCUAGAUCCUAGUCCUAGAAUAGUCAGGUGGAUGUUGCCACGAUGUCCUUAUGGGUGGGUCGGGAGUGUGGGGGAAGAGUGGCCCCCAUCGCGACGGUGCUGUCGGCUAAUACCUCCAUGGAGUCUGGUAUCGAAGCGGGCGUGGUGCCGACUGUUACUGGCUCUCUGGCGUCCGCCGGAGACUCCCUGGGUUCUCUGUCGAGAGCGGCGGAGCCCACGUAUGACACAGACCAUACGGACCUCGGCUCGGAGCUGGACGAAGCGGAGAUUAGGAGGGAGUUGAUGCAUGACAAAUGGCGCCUCCUGUUUGACAGGUUCGACCCCGAGGGUUUCGGCGAAAUCCCAUGGCCGGACUUUGUCCAGACGCUGCAGCAUCCGGACUUUGUGGCGCAGGUCCCCAUACACAAACGAGAGAUCCUGUUGGAUAAAGCAAAGAGUGCGACGAGCGACGCCAUCACGUUUCAGGAGUUCGUUAAUAUUAUGAGCGGCAAACGAACACGCAGCUAUAGAUGCGCGGUGCACCAGAGGGACCGCGAGGUCAGUUCUGAGAACGAUUUCCAUCUGCUUCUAGAAGAUCCUACAUUUUUCGCCAAAAUGGUUCACUUAGUGGCGAUGGAAGUGUUGCCCGAGGAGAGGGACCGCAAGUACUACCAGGAGAGGUACACGUGCUGCCCGCCCCCACUCUUCAUCAUAUUCGUCACAUUAUUAGAGCUGGGCGUGUUUGCGUGGUACGCGUGGGGCGGCGUGGCGGCGGCGGGGCCUGUGCCGGUGGACUCGCCGCUGGUGUACCGGCCGGACCGGCGGCGCGAGCUGUGGCGCUUCCUCACGUAUAGCGUGGUGCAUGCCGGCUGGCUACACCUGGUGUUUAACCUGCUGGUGCAGUUGGCGGUGGGUCUGCCGCUGGAGAUGGUGCACGGCGCGGCGCGGUGCGGGGCGGUGUACGCGGCGGGCGUGCUCGGGGGUUCCCUGGCGGCGUCCGUGUUGGACCCCGACGUGUGUCUCGCGGGCGCAUCGGGCGGCGUAUACGCGCUGUUAGCCGCUCACCUCGCCAACGCGCUGCUCAACUUCCACGCGAUGCGCUACGGCGCGGUGCGUUUGGUUGCGGCGUUGGCGGUCGCGAGUUGCGACGUUGGGUUCGCGGUGCACGCGAGGUAUACGAAGGAAGCACCACCCGUGUCGUACGCGGCGCAUGUGGCCGGCGCGCUGGCGGGGCUGACCAUUGGGUUACUCGUUCUGAAGCACGCGCAGCAGCGUCUCUGGGAGCGGCUGCUGUGGUGGGCAGCGUUAGGCGCCUACGCCGCGUGCACCCUCUUCGCGGUGCUCUACAACAUAUUCAGUGGGCCCGUCGACGAGCUCCACUACAUGCCGCCCGACCCGCCGCCCGACGCCGGCUUCUGAUUGGCCAGUAUUACAUCAACUCGAUAUUGUCUAUGGUCUUACCGCGUACGAUUUAAUUUUGAAAUGUUCCAUUUUUUCAAAUGAGUCGAUUUUUUGUUAAUUCCAUUAUUUGAAUGUUCGGAUAUUUUUUUACACUAACUAGUCUGCGAAUCUUUUUGUUUCAAACGUUGCAACGAAUCACAGCCUAAAGCCAAUUCGAGUUGAUAUUGUAAAAGACAUCAGUAUAUGUAAACGAAUCAAAGACUUGAUUAUUUGUCGCAUUCGUGGCGGCUUAGCGUUUUGUUUGUGAUAUGCCUGGCGCAUUCUCGCUAAGCCGCGGCCCGCGACGGUCACUGUAACAUCGUGACGGACUCACAACACGCCUAGUCAAUUUACCUUAGUGUGAUACGCGUAAGUAGAAUUAAUUGAGGGUUGGAACUGCACUACUGGCUACCCUUAUUGCCGAUAUCACCAACGCCUGUUGAAUUCUAAAAUAUCGUCGUACCUGUCGUUCUUCGUAUUUAUGAAAGAGAUGCAUGAUAUGCAAGCAAUUGACAGGCGUUGGUGAAGUUGGAUUGUAUUACUCAUCGUUUCGCAGGAACUUAAACUGUAUAAUAACCAGUGUGUUAACGAAAAACUUUAUUAGCAGAGUUUAAUGGUACUUGGUUUCAUUAGUUCCUGCAAAACGAAUGUGUACUUUAGUUUGGGCGCGAUGUUACGUCAAUGUGACAUUAUUUUUUUUUGCUGAUUUAUUAUCUGUGAAACAUCGCGCCAGAAUACGUUUUACAGUUUCUGUUAUUUCGAAUUACGAUUGUAAUAUUCCGUUGAGAUUGUCAUUGCAUUGUUAUUGCUCUAAACAGCCCUCGCUUUACUUAAUUGUUAAGUAGUGUUAAUUGUAUAAUAGGUAAACUAUUUUUGUACCUAACACCUGCGUCCGUAGAAUAGGUUAAAGGCGUUACCGCGACACAGUAUAUUCUGAAUUCUGGGCUCAACUGAAAACUAUGUAACAUUUCGUUUAGCAUGUCUAAUGCCAUAAUUUUUAUUUUACUGAGAGCUGGCAAGUGGCAGUGCAUUGGUAAUAUCGUUUUAAAAUAUAUUUAAGUUUUUUUUAACUAUCAGAUUCUUUUGUGAAUAUUAUAUAGAGUUCAGUUGAAGACCAGAAUUAUGCCCAGCACACCAAAGAUUAGAAUAAAAUGGCGUCCACAAUUAAGGGCAAUUUUUUCAUCCUUGCAACCACAGAGUACUAUAAUACUGUUGCAACUAUCCUUCCUCAAAAAUAAUAUUAUGAUUUUUUGUACCGUUUCUAUGUUGCGUCGAUUGCUCAAUGGCAAUUUGAAGAUUAUGCUCAAAUUUUAAAUCUCGCAUCUGCCACUUAAUUGAUGUGAACUGUACAAAUAAGAUUUUCAUACUGCCAAAAAAAAUGGGAAAAACGUUGUGCUGGUAACACUCAGCUUUUCCCCGGGAUUCCCAGUUAAGCGGCAGAUGCGAUCGCGCGGUGUCGGUUAAUUCGUCCAAGUGAAUGUUGGUACCCGCAGGUACAUCGUAUGGCAACACCUUACUACUCACUAGUAAAUAAUUAUUAUAUGUGCCUGAUUCCUAUUAUUAUUGUAAUGUUGAUUUUAAUUGUAUGAAUCAAAUAUUGUCACAAAACCGACUGAUUUUUUUGUAUAAAUUAUUCCAGUGUAUUCAUUAAUUUAUUUUAAAAAUUAUUUUAAG
This is a messenger RNA of Aricia agestis (brown argus), 3306 nucleotides long. RefSeq names its product rhomboid-related protein 3 (gene stet). The record is from RefSeq and is a predicted model, not a curated record. Gene Ontology annotation, cellular component: membrane. Bases 256 to 1611 code for a protein of 451 amino acids. The transcript is spliced from 10 exons. Gene Ontology annotation, molecular function: serine-type endopeptidase activity. Lineage: Eukaryota; Metazoa; Arthropoda; Insecta; Lepidoptera; Lycaenidae.